Molecule: messenger RNA, 1798 nt
Organism: Gavialis gangeticus (Gharial)
Lineage: Eukaryota; Metazoa; Chordata; Crocodylia; Gavialidae
Gene: CUNH19orf12
Product: chromosome unknown C19orf12 homolog
Exons: 5
Coding region: 217-642 (141 amino acids)
Source: RefSeq, a predicted model, not a curated record
ACCGCAGCAGCUGGAGCCGCCUCCCCGGGCGGGGCCUGUGCUUGUGCCGGCUCCGCUCCUCCACCCGCGCUCCCAGCGCCGCCAUCCCAGAUUUGAGGAACUGACUGGGAGAUGAAAAAGUAGAGAAGCUUCUAACUUCUGAAUAAAAAGCAGGUGGAAAAGCCAUGUACAGCACUGACACAAUAUGGCAACUGCUUAAGGAUCCUACCAGCCAAGAUGCCAGUCAGCAUUAAAGAUAUGAUGCAACUCUUGUGCCAUGUCUCUGAAGAGAAGAAAAUGAAGGCUGCAAUCAAGCAAUCUGGGCGAGGAGCGCUGCUAGCGGGUGCAACAGCUUUUUUGGGGGGCUUGGUAGGCGGUCCACCUGGAAUAGCUGUAGGGGGUGCGGUUGGUGGCUUGCUUGGAGCAUGGAUGACAAGUGGACAGUUCAAGCCAAUCCCACAGAUUUUACUGGAACUGCCUCCUGCUGAACAACAAAAGCUCUAUGAGGAAGCCUUUGCAAUUGUCAGGAAUUUAGAUUGGACUGAUAUUGUUGAAUUGACUGUACUGGUAAUGGCAAACGGUGCCCUCCAACAGAAGUUGGCAGGAGUGCUAAUAAGUUUUCUCACAAAAGAGCUAAAUGCAGAAAUACAGUAUGGAGAAUAAACCUUUCUGAAGAGUUUUUUUUUUCUUCCCUUUAUAAAGAAUUUUAUUCAGACAACUGUGAUCCUUUAACCUAGCAAUUACUAAUUAUUGGUGGCAAUUGUAAAGUCUAGAAAGUGUAGUAGACAGGUUUAAGUAUUUUGGUUUAUAUAAAGAUUAGACUCAAUUACUGCAUUAUCCUAAAACUGACUUACUGUGUAAUUGACCAUGGGUAAAAUUUUCAAAAGCAUUUUAGCGGUAUAGGGGCUUAACUCCCAUUUUUUUUAAAAAUGGGACUUGGGUCCUAAAGGUAUUUGGAUGCUUUUUGAAAAGCCUUGCCUACUGUCUGCACUUAUACUGUGAAGGUUGUUUGGAAGAAUGAAGAGAUUUUCUGGUGAUGUUCCUGAGCCUUUGUUUGGUCCCCAUCAUAACUUUGUCAUAAUUCUUGAAUCUUCUGUUUCCUUAUAGCUGUAUUAGAAAUCUGGCAAAUGCCAGGUUGGAUCUUAUUGGAGGGAGUAGAUAAAUUGUGCCCAGCAAGAUUCACCAUCUCCUAUUUCAUCUUAGAAUUGGGGUUGGCACCUCAACCUUGCCUUAUAGGGUAAAAAUAACUUUCUCUGAUUUGAAACUUGUUGAAUCUGAACUGUAGGUGUUAAUUGUUCCUCUUUUUCAUUAAAAUAUUCUUAAGAUGUAGAAGUACAAUCAACAAAUUUGAAAAGAACUCUUUAACCGAGCUGACCCGUCUUGAUGCUCCAGCAGUAAUGUAUGGAUUUCUUGUAGAAAAUAAUGUUCCCCUGCACUCCUAUAAAGUCUCCUGUUUGUGUGUGUGUUUCUUUUAAAACAAAUAAGUGGAAACUGGAAACUGAAAUCUGAGCAAGAAGGUAGAUUUUUACCACAUCAACCACUACCUCCUGAAUAAUGGUGGUGUGGGAUGUCUUCUCAUCUAGGCUAAAGUUGCAGACUCCAGAUGAUAUCAUGUUUGUUGUCUUCUCUUCACUAUGAACAAUGAAACAGCUGUAGGACUGUACAAAGCUGUAUAAAGGUGCCUUUUUAUAUCUGAAAAUCCUACAAGACAAGUGAAACUGUGUUUAUAUCUUUUUCUUUUCCUAGUAGCAGAAUACAAAUAAAGACUUUCUGUCAGGUUUCUGGGGAAUAGAUUUUAAUUAAAGUUUGCUGACUACCA